AUGGAGGUGGCCGAGAGCAGAGAGCAGGCCUCCGUUGGUCCGAUAACGGGGGCAGAGUCCACCAUCACCAAUGGCGAGCGGAAUCCCUUCUUGGAUGACCCUCUCAUGGAUGAUGGCCGAUCGAGCAGCUUGAGCGAGAUCGAUGAUGUGUCCGACGACGAACCAUCUGACUUCGAGGAUUCGCCCAAGCCUGAGAAGCAGCUGGAAAACGACUCGGAGGCGGAAACAGAGCGCAUCGAGGACUCCCCGCACAAUAUUCGGAAACAUGAUAUUGUACUCAGUGCUGGUAGCGCUGGUCCAAGCCCGAGCAAACUGCACCAGUCCACGACCCUAGAUGAUGUCGACGAUGACGACCAGGUGGUGGACGACUCGCCGAGCAAACCGCGACGGGCCUCCAACCAAGAUGCAAUUGAUGAUGAGAAUGCCGAUCUCGACGAUGUGGAACUUCCCGAUAGUAUUGGGAAGAAGCGCAAGCGUGUUGAGACCGGCGACGAGACCGGAACCGAAUUUGAUGAAGAUGAGCCGCUUAAGAAACGCCGGAGCUCCAUCAAGAGCGACCUGAGUGACCCGAUUGAUGACGAUACCCCUCUUUCACCGGAGCCAAUGAUGGAUGAAGAGUCGGCCCCCAUCAUCGACGACGAGCUGCCUGCCGAUGACCUUCCCGGGUCAGAACUCCCUGCUGUGCUAUCCAAGGGUAAAAGGGGCAAAAAGGGUAAGCGGAGCAGAAGAAGAGCCCAAUAUGGAGACAAGGAGAUCGAGACUGGCGGCGUGGAGGCUAGUAUAGAGGACCUUGCUGAUGACAAUUUUGGCGAAGACGAGGAGCCCACGGAACGGGUCGAUGAACCUGACGAUGCCGAGACUGCUGCUAGAGUUGAAGAAGAGUCCGCGAAGAAGAUGUCCGCCUUGGAAUCACUGGCAACGCUGGAGAAAGAGUUCGCAACAUUGCGUGACAAAAUUUAUGAUGAACGGAUCACGAAGCUCAAUCGCGAGUUGGAAAUGCUGACCGGACCAAAUCCGACACAUCCCGAGUACCUGCGUCAGAUUGAAUGUGUGCAACGUUACCGGGAUGCCAAGAUCAAAUACGAGCAUACCUUGUACCGUUACCGCAUGAAGGCCUUGUUGAACAAGAGCUUGGCCGAGCGAUCGCAGGGACAUAGCACCUAUUUCCAGCGUGUCCGAGACGUGCGCGAGCGUCAUUCGAGUGCGAUCAGCAAGCAAUUUUAUGCUAUUCAGCAUGACCGGUUCAAGACAGAUGAGCUGAGCCCGCAUCAUAUCGUCCCAUUCCCAACCCGCCGCUCGCAACAGAUCGCACAUCAAACCGCCUACAAUCAUGAGGUCUCGAUUAUGGCUGGUGUUGCCAAGUACGUUGGCUUCCCAGCUGCGCCCACUUUGUUGGGGGCGCGCCCGUCCGAAUUAGAAGAGGAUCUGGAGAAGAUGGGGAUCUCGAUUGAAACACGGGUGUCGGCUCCAAGACAUUCAUCAGCAAUGCCGCCUCGAGCUGCUGUGUCAGCUAUGUCGUCGAACGUUUUCCGCACAGCCGCCGAGGAAGCGUUCCUGGAGCAAACGCCUUGGGCCAAUCCACAGCAUCCUAUCCAUCAACAACAGCCACAACACCAAUUCUCUCAACAGCAUCGGCCCCAGGCGUCCUCCUUCGCUACUCCAGCCGCACAGAAGCGGGUAGUCGACGUCAACGCACCUAAUGGAUCUGCGUCCACCAUUCCCGAGAACAUGUCGGCUGCCAAUUCAUCUACCAACAACACCCCCUACGGUACUGAGCAGGAGCCGCGACACCCCGCACAAGGACCUUUCCGCAAUCCAGACUACGACCCCGAGCAUAAAUCUGGGUUUCGAUCCCCCAGUUCUUCUCCAUUAAAUGUGCGAAAAUCUCAACCACGCCCGAGCCAUCCUAUUGAGCGCCACUCUCCUGGUCCGGAUGUUUCCGCCUCUCGCAACCCUCUCUUCUCUCCACCUCCUGCCCGGGCUGGCUUGUUCCAGCCAUCCACCUCGAAGCCGGAAUCUUCGCCCCCCUUGCCAUCCAAACCGGUUGACGCGGUACAUUACCGCCCCCAUCAACCCGAGAUCUCCACGGGAUCUGGCCCAAGCCACAUGCCUGCUCGGUAG
Messenger RNA from Penicillium canariense, 2121 nucleotides. RefSeq lists its product as uncharacterized. Bases 1 to 2121 code for a protein of 706 amino acids. Gene Ontology annotation, molecular function: histone deacetylase binding. Gene Ontology annotation, cellular component: Sin3-type complex. The transcript has 4 exons. The record is from RefSeq and is a predicted model, not a curated record. Lineage: Eukaryota; Fungi; Ascomycota; Eurotiomycetes; Eurotiales; Aspergillaceae. Gene Ontology annotation, biological process: negative regulation of transcription by RNA polymerase II.